Molecule: messenger RNA, 7778 nt
Organism: Lobosporangium transversale
Lineage: Eukaryota; Fungi; Mortierellomycota; Mortierellomycetes; Mortierellales; Mortierellaceae
Product: armadillo-type protein
Exons: 17
Coding region: 404-7621 (2405 amino acids)
Biological process (GO): protein phosphorylation; negative regulation of macroautophagy; TOR signaling
Cellular component (GO): nucleus; TORC2 complex; TORC1 complex
Molecular function (GO): protein binding; protein serine/threonine kinase activity; protein-containing complex binding
Source: RefSeq, a predicted model, not a curated record
CCUUCUUUUAUUUCACUUUCAGCCACCCAACAAAAAAAAAACCCCCCUUCUUUAACAUCACUGUUGCAAAAUAAAAACACGUCUUUCUUUUCAACUGUGCACAAAGCUUUCAGGAACACACACACACAAUACCCCCACAGAUAUAUUACUCAUAACAUUAUUCGACUAUAUCAAUCUUUAGACUUUGCCCUACCAGCACAAUUAUCACUUACAGACCAUACACAUAACACGCAAUAUCUCCUCUCUCUCUUUUUACUGUCUCUCACACUUUGCGAGAGAGGGUCGUUAAAGUUUCUCUUACGAUUCAGCAUUCUGUCGCUGCGCUAGUUUAUUUAUUUAUUUUUCUUCAUUCAGCUCAUCUCUACAAGGCGACUUCACAUCAACGGACUGGCUUGUGCAUGUCAUGACCACUGCUUCGCCUCCAACUCUUAAUCUCUUAAUAGGCACACUAAGGGCCAGCCUACAUAAUGAGAAAGCCAGGGACCAGGCUUGUCAGAACCUAAAGGACUAUGUUUCAACAACUUCCAAAGAUCUCUCAGAAGAAGAUUCGACGCGAUUUUAUGGCAGGGUCAAUAGCAACAUUAGGACACUUUUGCAGAGCGCCGAAGCUGAUGAUAAGCUCUGUGGAGCUCUUAUUAUAGAUAGCUUGAUCGGGAUCGAUGAUGACAACAAUCCGGCUCAGGAGACGCGCUUCGCUAACUAUCUGCGUCAGCUUUACCCAUCAGAUGUUCCGACUAUGACAGUAGCAGCACGGGCAUUGGGAAAACUGGCGCAGCAGGGAGGGCCAUUUACGGCAGAUUUCGUAGAGUUUGAGUUGACACGAGCAAUUGAAUGGCUAGCAGGCGAUAAACAGGAAGCUCGUCGGCAUGCAAGUGUAUUAAUCCUAGCAGAGCUUGCAAGGCACGCCAAUGUCACUGUCUUUCCCUAUGUGGGGACGAUCCUAGAUAAUAUCUGGGGAGCUAUACGGGAGCCCAAACAAUCAAUACGGGAAGCCGCAGCAGAUACUCUCAGUGCCGUUUUAGUACUCAUUGCGGAUCGCGUCGCUUCUCAGAGUCAGGAAAACACACGCUGGUACAAUAGGAUUCAUGAUGAAGCACAGCUGGGACUACAGAUAGCAACUGUGGAAAGCAUUCAUGGAUCUCUCUUAAUCUUUAGAGAACUAAUUCUUCAUGCAAACAUGUUUAUGUACGAGAGAUUCAGGGAGACCUGCGAGACAGUCCUAGGACUGAAAGAUCAUCGGGAGAACUUGAUUCGGAGGACUGUGGUCAAUUUAUUGCCUGUACUUGCAGAAUACGAUCCACCAGAUUUCAUUAAUUACUACCUGGAUAGGUCUAUGAAUCAUCUUCUAGGGCAGGCUCAGUUUGAUAAAGAAAGGAGAAUUGUGAGCGACGUGGAUAAGGCAAUGGCAUUCAAUGCGAUUGGCAAGCUGGCACUGGUAUCCAAACGAAAUAUGGAAAUAUAUUUGAGCGACAUCGUGCAGUGCAUCAUGGAUGGACUUCGAUCAAAGAACCGAUCUCGUGCCACAUUAGAUAAACCUUUAUUCAACUGCAUUAGUAUGUUAGCGCAGGCUGUGGGCCCAUUUAUGGACUAUCAUGUUGCGAAGCUCUUGGAUCUUAUGUUUGCAACGGGGCUCAGUGAGCCUUUGAUUCAAUCAUUAACGGACAUUUCAACAUACAUCCCAUAUUCACUUUCUGGUAUUCAAGAGAGACUCCUUGAUAUGAUCUCUUUGUUGUUGAGCAGAACACCGUAUCGAGCUCCAGGAGCACCUCAGCUCAGAAAGGACCAUGCAAGAGGCGGAACAUUCAUUACCGAGGGUCGAAAUUUGGAGACGGUUAAUUUAGCAUUACAGACAUUAGGAUCAUUCAACUUUUCAGGACAUAUGCUGAAUGAGCUUGUGCGGGACUCAUGCAUCAAUUAUUUGGAAGACGGCAACGCAGGGAUCCGGCGUUCCGCCGCACAGACAUGUUGCCAUCUGUUUGCACGGGAUCCCAUCAUGUUCCAGAAGAGUACACAUGCAGUCCAGGUGGUCAAUGAAGUUCUUGAAAAAUUGCUUUUGGUAGGAAUAGCAGAUCCGGAUGCGACUAUCCGACAAACUAUUCUCAGCUCUUUGGAUGAACGUUUCGACCGACAUCUUGCCAAGACUGAGAAUAUCCGAUCGCUAUUUAUUGCUCUCAACGACGAGAUGUUUGUAAUUCGAGAACUUGCAAUUACGAUCCUAGGGCGACUCAGCCAUCACAACCCUGCCUAUGUGGUUCCGCCCCUGCGCAGGAUUUUGAUCGAACUGUUGACAGAAAUCGAGUUUGCUGGAACUACCCGAAAUAAGGAGGAGAGCGCUCGACUGUUGACACUUUUGAUGGCAGCAUCCGAACAGAUGAUCAAACCCUAUAUUGAGACGAUUCUCAACGUGCUUUUGCCGAAUAUUCGAGACAAUAGCCCAGGCCUUGUGUCAAGCGUCCUUCAGGCGCUAGGUGAGAUUGCUCGCGUUGGGGGUGAAGAUUUGUUACGGUACAUGGACCAAUUGAUGCCAGUAUUCAUUGAGAUCCUGCAUGAUCAGAGUUCGCCCACAAAACGUAGCGCGGCUUUGACAGCGUUGGGCAACCUUGCCAGCAGUACAGGGUAUGUGAUUGAUCCAUAUCUCAAAUACCCAGUCCUGUUGGAUAUCCUGAUGUCCAUUCUUAAGACUGAGCAAUCAGUCAGGAUCCGACAGGAGACAAUGAAGCUUAUAGGCGUCCUUGGAGCACUGGAUCCCUAUCGAUACAAACAAAUUAUCAUGGAAUCAGGCGAUUCAAACAAGACGGAGAAAUCCGACAAUUCGGAUGUGACGUUACUGAUGUCGGGUGUGGAGCCUUCUUCUGAUGAAUAUUAUCCAACAGUUGUGAUCAAUACACUUCUUAAAAUAUUGAAGGAUCCAUCACUCAGUCAACAGUAUCAACCAGCAACACAAGCAAUUCUCAAUAUUUUCCGAUCUUUGCAGCUCAAAAUGGUGCUAUUUUUGCCGCAAAUCAUGCCGGUGUAUUUGGCCAUCAUGCAGUCAGGGACGGUACUUAACUUGGAUUUUUAUUUUGAAAAGAUGGGUGCCUUAGUGCAAAUUGUGGGUCUUCACAUCCGGCCAUUCAUUCCUGAUCUUAUGCGCUUGAUCGAGGACAACUGGAAUCACACUCGUCUGCAGGAGCGGAUUAUUAUAUUAAUUGAGAGUAUCGCGAUAGCGCUUGAUGGCGACUUUAAAUCCUAUAUGCCUAAACUUCUACGGUCCAUGCUGGCUGUCUUGGAUUCGGAUAUGACGGAAAAACAUGGUGCUUCCUUACGUGCCCUCCAAGCAUUUGUGCGUCUGGGGUCUGUUGUGGAAGAAUAUAUGCAUCUGAUCGUGCCAGCACUAGUCAAAACGUUUGAGCGACAGGAUGCCCCCAUGAAUCUCCGACGAUCAGCUAUCAGCACCAUUGGAGCGCUUUCAAGGCGGAUUGAUUUCUCAGAUUAUGCAUCUAGGAUCAUCAUUCCGCUAUCGAGGGUAUUGUCACUUCCUGGAACGGAGCUGCGGACUGUUAUCAUGGAUGUACUUUGUUUGCUUGUGGUGCAAUUGAAAGAGAAUUAUGUCGGAUUUGUUCCAUUGAUCAAUAAGAUUAUAACUCAGGAACGGAUUGAGCAUACAAAUUACCAGCUUGUAGUGACAAAAUUGAUGAACCGGGAGCCGCUUCCAUCAACGUCUGAAUUGACAGGGAUGGGGGAUGAUCGUUUUGUAGUGACGACAGAUGUACCCCAGGCAAGACCCGACAGUCGAAAGUUGCCCGUAAAUGCGAUAGCACUUAAACGUGCAUGGGAUACGACAUCGCGUUCGACAAAAGAAGACUGGGUCGACUGGAUUCGUCGUUUGACUCUGGAGAUGCUUAAAGAGACACCAUCUCACUCUCUUCGUGCUUGUGCAGACAUGGCCAACUCAUUCCAACCCUUGGCAAGAGAGCUUUUCAACUCAGCAUUUAUGUCGUGCUGGACAUCAUUAUGUGAACAAGACCAGGAAGAAUUUGCGGCCGCCAUCAAGACAGCAUUGGUGGCGAAAUAUAUAUCACCUGAAGUCAUUCAGACGUUGUUAAACGUAGCAGAAUAUAUGGAGCACGAUGAUAAACCACUUCCAAUUGAGAUCAGCACGCUUGGGAAAUAUGCGCUUAGUUGUCAUGCAUAUGCUAAAGCUUUGCAUUACAGUGAACUUCAGUUCAUGGCGGACCAUUCUACAGCCAGCAUAGAAAGCUUGAUCAGUAUCAAUAACCAUCUUCAACAGCCUGAUGCAGCAGCAGGCAUUCUCACAUAUGCGCAACAUCAUCACGACAUUGAGCUGAAAGAGUCAUGGUAUGAACGCCUACACAGAUGGGAGGAUGCCUUAGCGGCAUAUGAGAAGAAGCAGCUCGAGCAACCCGACGAUCUAUUGCUGUCACUUAAACGUAUGCGUUGUUUACAUGCUAUUGGCGAAUGGGAUGCACUCUCGUCAUUGGCGCAGGAAAAGUGGGGUUUGGCUCCACCGGAUUUCAGACGUGGGAUGGCGCCCUAUGUAGCUGCAGCGGCCUGGGGGCUGGGCCAGUGGGAGCAGCUAGAUGAGUACAUCUCGGCCAUGCAGGACGAAUCUCCCGAUCGGGCAUUCUUUAAAGCUAUUAUUGCUCUGCACCGAAAUCAGUUUGGGCAAGCGGAGGAGCAAAUCCAGCAUACGCGGACAUUACUAGAUACAGAGUUAACAGCAUUGGUUAGUGAGAGUUAUAGUCGAGCCUAUAACACUGUGGUAAGGGUCCAGAUGAUGGCUGAGCUAGAGGAAAUCAUCUCGUAUAAGCGGUACGAAAACCAGCCUGAACGACAGGCGACCAUUCGCAAGACUUGGAUGAAGCGAUUGUUAGGAUGCGAACGAAAUAUUGAGAUCUGGCAAAGAGUAAUCAAGGUUCACGCCAUGGCUUUGACUCCGGCAGAGGAUAUGGUCAUGCGAAUCAAAUUCAUGAACCUGUGUCGCAAGGCAGGUCGUUUGAGGUUAGCAGAACAGGCCAUGGUUUCACUGAUGGGUCGUGAGACCACAGACAUGGAGUUUGUCAAAAUGAUCCAGGUGACUCCACCUCAGGUCGUGUAUGCGAAACUGAAAUAUAUGUGGGCAACAGGAGUGCAUGAGCAAACGCUGAAGUGCUUGAGACAGUUUACAGAUCGAUUGGCGUCAGACUUGGAGCACAGACAAGGAACAGGGACUGAGCCAAAUGGUAUAGCGUUGACAGCUGCAAAUCCCACGCAUGGAAGCGAUGAGGAUUUUUGGCGGCUGUUGGCUCGGUGCUAUCUAAAGCAAGGGGAGUGGCAAUUUGCGUUGCAGGACGGAUGGACUCCGGCAAGUGAUUCAAUCGAUUAUAUUUUGUUGCAUUAUUCGAAUGCAAAGGACCUUGACAAGAAUUGGUACAAAGCGUGGCAUACAUGGGCCUUGGCGAACUUUGAUGUGAUUUCGUAUUAUGAGCGUAACACUGCUACAGCAAGUGUCAAUGCUGGUGCCGGAGCCAGCCGUGGUAUUCCUUAUGUGAUCCCAUCGGUCACUGGUUUUUUCAGGUCCAUCGCACUCUCAGCUGGGAACUCUUUGCAGGAUACACUUCGAUUAUUGACAUUGUGGUUCAAAUUUGGUCAUCGGCCAGAUGUGAGUGCAGCUCUUGCUAAGGGAUUCCCAACCGUCAAUAUUGACACUUGGUUGCAGGUGAUCCCACAGUUGAUCGCCCGUAUUCAUGCGCCCAGCCCGAAUGUUCAUCGAUUGAUCCACAAGCUGUUAGCGGAUGUCGGAAAAGCUCAUCCGCAAGCAAUGGUAUACUCAUUGACAGUGGCUUCAAAGUCUCCAAGUGUGUUCCGCAAGAACGCGGCGUUGGCGAUUAUGGAUAAUAUGCGAGCACACAGCCCUGUGUUGGUAGAUCAGGCAUCCAUGGUCAGUCAAGAGUUACUUCGAGUCGCUAUCCUCUGGCAUGAGAUGUGGUUUGAUGGUCUAGAAGAAGCCCUGUCACUGAGUGCUCAGGGUGGUGAGAAUCACAUUGAGGCUAUUCUGAAUGUCUUGGAGCCCCUCCAUAUAAUGACUUUAAAGAGACCUGAGACUCAUCAUGAAGCAUCGUUCGCAAAAGCAUUUGGACGAGACUUGAAGGAAGCAUAUGAUCGUUGCUUACGCUUUCGCCAAACUCGUGACUUUAAUGAGUUGAAUCAAGCCUGGGGCAUUUACCUCCAAAUCCAUAAGCGGCUCAAAGGCUUGCCAAGACUCAACACACUAGAGUUGCCUUAUGUAUCCCCUCAAUUGCAAAAUGCCAGGGACUUGGAGCUAGCGAUCCCCGGUACAUAUAAAAGUGGUAGUCCUGUGAUACGGAUUGCUUCGUUUAACCAUGUAUUGCAAGUUAUGAGUUCUAAACAAAAGCCUCGGCGAUUAGUAAUGCGAGGAAGUGAUGGCCGAGAAUAUGAGUUCUUAUUGAAAGGACAUGAGGAUUUGAGGCAGGAUGAGCGUGCAAUGCAAUUAUUUGGGCUGAUCAACACCUUACUGGCAGCGGACCCAGAGACGUUCAAGCGACAUCUAGGUAUCAUUCAGUACUCAGUAAUCCCGUUAUCACCUAAUUCAGGCUUAAUCGGAUGGGUCCCCGAGACGGAUACGUUGCACAAGUUAAUCGAGGAAUAUCGUCGAAGUCGCGAUCUGUCAUUAUAUAUCGAGCAUCAAUUGUUAAACCAGACAGGCUCGGACAAGACGUAUGAUCAGCUUCCGUUGAAGCAAAAGAUAAAGCUGUUUGACAAUAUGUUGAAAAAGACACCUGGAGAUGAUUUAUACAAGAUUUUAUGGCUCAAGAGCCGGAACUCUGAGGUCUGGUUCGAAAGGAGGACCAAUUACACCAGGAGUCUGGCAGUUAUGUCGAUGGUUGGACAUAUCUUGGGUUUGGGAGACAGACAUCCUUUAAAUAUCAUGAUGGAAAGGAAUACAGGGCAUAUAGUUCAUAUUGAUUUCGGAGACUGUUUCGAGGUUGCGAUGCAUAGACCUCAACUCCCAGAAAAAAUCCCGUUCCGCUUGACAAGGAUGUUGGUGAAAGCCAUGGAAGUGAGUGGUAUUGAGGGCAGCUUCAGAAAUACAAGUGAGAAUGUAAUGCGAGUGUUGCGUGAGAAUAAGGAGAGUGUGAUGGCUGUGCUAGAAGCCUUUGUGCAUGAUCCAUUGAUCAACUGGAGAAUCUUACAUACCAGCCCUGGACCACAGCCCGCGAAAACACCAGCAACAACUUCAAAGUCUGCUGCAUCUGCCCAACAGCAGCCACAACAGCAACAGCAGCAGCAACAGCUACAACAUCAGCAACAGUCUGUACAGCCUGUACGUCAUCCAAGUGUUGUCCAGGGCUCGUACAAGGACCAAGCGCGCAGUAUGCGCAGACCACUUCCAAGUGAACAGGAGUUGGUCAGUGAGAACACGGAACUUGAAAUUCUUCCAGAGCAAUUGAAUGCCCGUGCGUUGACCAUUUUGAACAGGGUUACUAAUAAGUUAACAGGACGGGACUUCAAUCCAGACGAAACCUUAGAUGUUCCUUCACAAGUAGAGAAAUUGAUCCAGCAAGCGACAUCAACUGAGAAUCUAUGCCAGUGCUUCGUGGGUUAUUGUGCAUUCUGGUAGCAUACUUUUUAUCCUUUUCUUUUUUUAUGCCAUAUUAUCUAUACGUUCAUGUUAGCUCCUCUAUUUCAAUACCGUGUACAGAUAGACUUUAUUGGGAAACCAUGUAUCAUACUCGUUUUUUUCUUUGUUUCUAUAGUAACCAUGAAAUGCUACCAAG